Messenger RNA from Ctenopharyngodon idella (grass carp), 4776 nucleotides. It is a transcript of the gene slc45a1, whose product is annotated as solute carrier family 45 member 1. Gene Ontology annotation, biological process: transmembrane transport. The transcript is spliced from 9 exons. The record is from RefSeq and is a predicted model, not a curated record. Lineage: Eukaryota; Metazoa; Chordata; Actinopteri; Cypriniformes; Xenocyprididae. Bases 237 to 2669 code for a protein of 810 amino acids. Gene Ontology annotation, molecular function: sucrose:proton symporter activity. Gene Ontology annotation, cellular component: membrane.
GAUGCUGCAGAUUUGCGCGGGAGGGGCGAUGCCGUGACGUCACGGGGGGAGAGCCGAGGAGAGAUGAGAGAACAGGGGAAGACCGGAGGAGCACGAUAAAAGCUGAGAAAUGAUUGCGCCAGAAAAGACGAAAAAGGACGAAACGUUAAACAGCAGCGUCAACAUGAUGUGCCGUUCCGUCUGCUGUUUGCAAACCAGUAAUGCAUGAAGAGCAUCCCAGAUAAAGUGUGAUCAGAAUGUUAUCUCCUGGAAUGGGCACCUCGAGCGACCCCCUGUUGUCCAGUCCUGUAGGGGGGAAGUUCGGGAUUGCCCAGGAUGGCACUUGGAGACCCACUCUGUCCAAGACGUCCAGUUUCCCAUCAUCCACCACACGGCACCUCAGUCACAGAGCCAACAACUUCCAGAGGCACCCGAAGAGACGGAAACUGAUCAGACCAUCUCCGCCACCGCCACCAAACACUCCGUGCCCCCUGGAACAGCUCGACCUGAGUGAGCUGCCUCCGAGACGCACUUUCCCCGAGCUUCUCUUCAACGGCUGUAUUUUGUUUGGUAUCGAGUUCAGCUACGCGAUGGAGACGGCGUAUGUUACUCCUGUGUUACUUCAGAUGGGGCUGCCCGAUCAGUUCUACAGUCUUGUGUGGUUCAUCAGUCCAAUUUUAGGAUUUCUACUGCAACCAAUUCUUGGGGCAUGGAGUGACCGAUGUACGUCUCGCUUUGGCCGCAGGAGACCUUUUAUUUUUGCCCUGGCGAUAGGGGCUCUGAUGGGUCUAACACUGGUGCUGAAUGGAAGGGACAUUGGAUCAGCUCUGGCAGACACAACCCUUGAUCACAAGUGGGGCAUCGUGCUGACGGUGUGUGGCGUGGUUCUGAUGGACUUCAGUGCGGACUCAGCUGACAACCCCAGUCAUGCGUACAUGAUGGAUGUGUGUAGCCCAGAGGACCAAGACCGAGGUCUAAAUAUACAUGCUCUUCUGGCAGGCCUUGGAGGUGGGUUUGGUUACAUUGUGGGUGGCAUUAACUGGGACAAAACUGAGUUCGGAAGGUCAAUGGGUGGCCAGCUCCGGGUCAUAUACCUGUUCACCAGUAUCACCCUCGCCGCCACCACGGCCAUGACCCUCACGAGUAUUCCUGAGCGACCUCUACCCCAAUCCCAGCCUCAAACGAGAAGCGGCCAAAACCUCAAAAGCCCCAGCCUUCCUCUGCCACCCUCCCCACCGCCACCUACUGGAGCUGCUGCAGACCAGGACGAUGAAGACGAGGAGGAAGCCCUAUAUAACAGCCAGUUCUCCAACUGCCACUACCAGGAUCCAGUGGGUCGCUCAAGCAGUGCCAACGCACGUCUCUACGCAGGCCUCACCAGCCCCAUCUCCCCUAUCAGUCCUCUGACACCCAAAUACGGCAGCUUCAUCAGUCGGGAUAACUCGCUCACAGGCAUUAAUGAGUUUGCUUCCUCUUUAGGCACCUCCUACAUAGACAGAGUAUUGAUUGAAUGCUACACCGGACAGCAGACUCCUCAGCCAUUAGAACCGGAGGCGGUGGCUCUGCCUCUGCCACCAGGAGACACGCCCCCUCCUCAAGGGCAAAGUGAAACGCCUGGUGAAAAUGAAGUUGCACAGCAAAACAAACUCUUACAGCCUAACGGAGAGUUGCUGGCGACUGAAGCGUUGCAAGCUAAUGAGCAAAAGCAAGCCAUUGAACCUGCCGACCAGCCUAAUGAGGCCGUGGCGGGGUCACAGAGAGGCAGUACCUCAGGGAUACUGAAGCGUCCCCAGAGUCUGGCCUUAAUGGAGGACCCGCUAAUUGUUCCAAGUGGUGGCUUGGACAACGGUCGUAGACGCACUGUCACAUUCAGUCAACAGGUGGCAAACAUAUUGCUGAAUGGAAUGCGCUAUGACAGUGACCUCAGUGGCAGCCAUGAAGGAGCAGACUCUCAAAUGUCAAUCAAGCUGCUCUGUACCGCCAUCUGCAGGAUGCCUCCAUGUUUACGAAGCCUGUGCACCAACCAUUUCCUGGGUUGGUUAUCGUUUGAGGGGAUGCUGCUCUUCUACACUGACUUCAUGGGGGAGGUUGUGUUUGGUGGAGACCCAAAGGCUCACCACGAUUCAGAGGAGUACAAGCGCUACAAUUCUGGCGUCACCAUGGGCUGCUGGGGGAUGUGCAUCUAUGCAUUUAGUGCUGCUUUUUAUUCAGCCAUUCUUGAGAAGCUGGAGGAGCGCUUCUCAUUGCGUUCACUGUAUUUUUUUGCCUAUCUGGCCUUUGGUUUGGGCACAGGGCUGGCCACUCUCUCCACCAACCUGUAUGUGCUGCUGUCUCUCUGCGUCACCUACGGAGUUCUCUUCUCUUCUCUCUGUACGCUGCCUUACUCUCUGCUCUGUGAAUACUACCAGAGCCCACAGUUCUGCGGCUCAUCAGAGAACGGGACCAGGCGAGGAAUGGGGGUAGACAUCUCCCUGCUCAGCUGUCAGUACUUCCUGGCACAAAUCCUGGUUUCUGUGGCGAUGGGCCCACUGACAACGCUGGUGGGUGGGGCCCAGGGCGUGAUGUACUUUUCGAGUCUGAUGUCAUUUGUGGGGUGCCUGUACUCCUCACUGUGUGUGGUGUACCAUCUGCCAGCACCCGAGGGUGAGCCUCCCCAGAGUGAGACCCAGCCACUACUGGUGCACAUUUAGAUCUGUUCUCUCACACCGAACACACACACCGGGUCCAAAAUUAACACUCCAUCAGCACCACAUGAGUUACCAGACAGUUGUUUGGUAGCUUUCUUGAUUUGCAACAUAAUGUAAAUCAUGAUGUAAGAACGAUAGUCUAAAGCUCUUUGAUAUCCAAGAAUCAAAGCAGAGAAAUUCCAACAGUCCUCUAAAUAAAAGAUCAGUGACUGUUGUGCAUCUUCAAACAACUUAUACUCUAGUGGAAAACUUGCUGUCAGAUGUUUAUAGGAAGCCAAUUUUUUUUUUGAUUGACUUCAGUACACUAUAGACAACACUACAGACAAAUUUCACCAAUUUUUUUUUUUUUUUUUGAGGAACAGAACCAUGAACAGUUUUCAUAUAUGACACAAAUAUGUAAGGGAUAAAGGGAUAAUCUUUUUUCAAAAGUACAAAAUAUACAUACAUUAGGGUCCUUUAGUCUGAGACCACACUGAAAUUUUUUAAAAAUUUUUUUUUUUUUUUUUUUUUUACACAAAAAUAAAAAUAAAGUUUUAAGAUUUAGAACACAUACAUACAGUAUAUAUUCUGUAUAUACAUACAGUAAUUAUGUCAUUUUCUAAUCAUCCUGAUAAACAUAAUCAUCUGGUUUUGUUUAAAUCAUAUGGAAGCCUAUUUCCGCCAUAUAAGGGGAAAAAAAAGUCAUGCUAUGGUAAAUCAUAUCAUGUAAUCAAAUUAUGAAAAAAAAGUCAAAAUUCUAACAGAAUUAUGACAUUCGAAAAUAUGAAAUAAAAAAUCGAAAUUGACAGGUUACAAUUAUGACUUAAAAAGUUGCAACUAUGACAAAAAGUUGAAAAUAUGAGUCAAAAUGAUUUAAAAAGUCAUAAUUAUGAGAUGAAAAAGUCGAAAUUGACAUACUUAAAAAGUCAAAAUUGACAUAAAAAGUUGAAAAUAUGACAUACCAAGUUGAAACUGACUUAAAGUCAUAAUUAUGAGAUAAAAAGUCAUAACUGACAUCUUUAGUUGAAAUUAUUACUUUAAAAAUUCUAAAUUAUGACAAAAAGUCAAAAAUGACAUACUAAGUCGAAAUUAUGCUUAACAAUUUUAAAUUAUGACAUACUAUGUCGAAAUUAUGACUUAAGUAAUGAUUAUGAGAAAAGGUUGAAAUUGACAUGCUUGGUCGAAAUUAUGAUUAAAAUUGAAAUUAUGACAUAAAAAUCGAAAUUAUGACUUAAAAAGUCAAAAUUAUGACAAAAAGUUGAAAUGAUUACAUGACAUAACUUUGACUUUUUAAGUCAUAAUUUCACCUAUUGUCAUAAUUUUGUGUUUUCAUCUUAUGAUUUACCAAAGCAUGAUUUUUUCCCCAUAAAAUAAUCUUAUGUGCAGCUGUCAGCUGUCAAUAAACAAACCAAAUACAGUUUACUAUGUAAAUAUUUCAGAUAAAUCUCACUCAAAUUUUGCUAAUUGUUUAAAUUAGAAAAGAAUGCAAAAACAAUACAGACUUUUAGACCUACUGUUGUAUAUAAACUGUGCAAAAAUAGUCAACAGCCGUUGGCAAACAUGGUAAAAAGUUAAUUUUGGACCCCGUCCACACAAACAAACCGCUCAGACUCUUUGAGCUUGCUUCAGAUAAACCUUCCUCACUUUACGCAGUCCUGGAGAUGUGAGAGAGGGUAAAAGAGCUGCGUUUUUUGACUAUGCAUCUCACUCAGAUCUCUUAACGUAAGCAUGCUGCAAACAGUGACUGCAUGAAGGCAAGCUUGUGUAGUGUGUGUAUGAGAGAAAGUCUGUUUGUGAACAUGUGAUGUCUGACUACUUUCAUCUGGCGUGUACAUAUGUCAAAUGUUUUUUUUUUUUACUGUCAAUUCCUCGUAACGGAGGAAGCCAAAACUGUUUAUAGCUCUCUGAGCUCUCUUUAUAUUGUUUUUGGUCAGCUAAUUGUUAAAGUUCAUUGCUUUUAAUAAAAGUAAACCCCUCUCACAUGUCCAAAGCAAUGUAUCCUGUCAACAUGAACUGUUUGAAGAUGUCACCUGUCGGUUUGUUUGCAUGUAAAGCCGCAUUGAUGCCUUACUGUAGGCCUCUGUUUCAAACUGUAUGACAGUAAAACAGAGAAUGUCUGUGUCUCUAUUGA